Acaulospora colombiana is the source of this 513-nucleotide messenger RNA. NCBI's taxonomy places the organism in Eukaryota, Fungi, Glomeromycota, Glomeromycetes, Diversisporales, Acaulosporaceae. The record is from the annotation of a GenBank genome assembly.
AUGGCGAACAUGAGGAAGCCACUAACGCCGAGGACCAAACAUUCACACCAGGGCGGCUACAAGGUCGGGGGUUCAAGUCUGAACGGCUUGAUAGAAACGAACAUGGAUGGAAAACACCCGUUAUUGGAUUUAAUAGAGAAGGGGGAGCAGAAAUGGACAAAAAUGAUCUCUCGGUGGAAAUUCGUUAAAGAAAAUGGUGUUAUACUUGUAGACGAGCGUGACAUCGAACCCUACUUUGCUCUGUCACCACGCACGUUUCAAUCCAGAGUCCAGGAUCUUGCCGCGAACCUUCCUUUCUCCUUUAGCCUCGUUGUCACCAACGGGUCUCUCUCCUUAGUAGGAGAGAGAGCAAAUAGUAUCAGAGCAAAGGAUAUUGCAGACCUCGUGGAGCCAUUUGCACAAUGGCUCCCUGAUCUACAAAUGCACGCGAGCGACCACGACAGAGGCAACAUUGUACUUGGCCAAGAUCAACUCGACAAAGCGUUGGAAUUGGUCACUCAAGGGGAAUGUUAG